AUGCCUAAAUCUUCUAAAAUUGAUGAAUCUCGCGUUGCCGAGGCCUGCGAAGCGGCCAAUGCCCUCAAAAAGCCGAAUAUAUCGCGAAUUGCACGCGAAUUCGGCGUUCCCUAUCAAACCCUCUAUCGACGCGUCCGUGAGGGUAGAACGUCGAUUUCAGGUCGAAAACCUACCAAUAUGGCCCUGAAAGAUGAACAGGAACAGGCAUUAGUAGGCUGGGUCCUGUUUAUGGAGAGUGUGAAUAUGCCUAUUACGCCUGCUAUCUUGCAAGAUGCAGCAAAUGCUAUCUUUUUGCAUGCACAAAAGGAUGCACAACCACUAAGCAAAAUGUGGGUAUAUCGCUUCAUGAAACGUCACAAGAACCUUAAACCUAUCUCCCAAAAGCCAAAGGAUGAUAAGCGUAUCUCUGCGGAAGAUGCUGGAGCUCUUGAACAGUGGUAUAACAGCCUGGCAAGGGUUACUAGGAACACAGAAUAUUCUGAGACUAUAACAGCACUCGAAUGUAUUGCCGCUGAUGGCUGGUCAAUGGCUCCAUUUUACAUCUUCAAAGGCCAGGUUCCUCAGGAAGAUUGGUAUCAUAGCAGCGAGGGUCUUCCAGAGGAUACUAUCACUGCUGUAUCAACAAAUGGCUGGAUUAAUGAUAAUCUAGCCCUUCAAUGGCUUCAUCACUUCCAUAAAGUGACUGCGAAUCGCUAUAAAAAAGGCGAAAAGCGGAUACUUCUAUUUGAUGGCCAUGGAUCUCAUAAGACAUAUGAAUUCAUACAAACUGCCCUCGAUUAUGAUAUUAUACCCUUCUGCUUCUAUCCUCAUUCAACACAUAUUUGUCAACCGCUAGAUGGAAAGCCAUUUUUAGCGCUGAAGCAGCAUUUUAAGAAACAAAAUAACUUGCAUGCCUUCUGGUCUGGUGAGGUCGCAAAGAAAUCUGAAUUUUUGCGUAUUAUCUCUGAGGUUCGGGCUACUGCAUGGAAAAGCCCUCGCAUUAUUCGUGAUUCAUUCAAAGAUCGUGGAAUAUUACCUACAAAUGGUGAUAUAAUAGUUGAGGACCUUGCGAACCAAUUACCUGAGGUAGAUGAUCUAAAUAUAAGCAAUUACGCUCUAUAUGGUGAUACAACGCCGCCACCUGGUAUCGCUUCAUCUUCAUCUGUGCACAGUUCACCUCCUUCAACAAUCGAAAGACAACAAUUGAAUCAUGCAAAAUGUAUAAUACCUACUGCUACACCAAAGCAGCAACGCAAUUUGGACCGGGUGUUACGGCAUGCUCAGAUUAUGGCUGAGAGUGCUGAUAUCCUACGCGAUACAAUUACAAAGAUGACAGCCGCACAAGACCGCUGCUACAAAGUUCCGCAAUCAAUUCAAGAAAAAAUGGGGCCAUUCGCCGCCACCGGAGCCUACAUUGCCAGAUUUAUCCUCAAAUGA
This is a messenger RNA of Penicillium manginii, 1416 nucleotides long. Its product is annotated as transcriptional regulator family: Centromere protein B DNA-binding region. The record is from RefSeq and is a predicted model, not a curated record. Lineage: Eukaryota; Fungi; Ascomycota; Eurotiomycetes; Eurotiales; Aspergillaceae. The transcript has 3 exons. Bases 1 to 1416 code for a protein of 471 amino acids. Gene Ontology annotation, molecular function: DNA binding. Gene Ontology annotation, cellular component: nucleus.